This is a messenger RNA of Bolinopsis microptera, 2164 nucleotides long. RefSeq lists its product as uncharacterized. The record is from RefSeq and is a predicted model, not a curated record. The transcript has 2 exons. The coding region runs from base 4 to 1323 and encodes 439 amino acids. Lineage: Eukaryota; Metazoa; Ctenophora; Tentaculata; Lobata; Bolinopsidae.
AAUAUGACUCACAAGCUGAAGCCAUAUGAUCUUACAAACCUGCUCCUGAAGUCCAACUUCGAGUUUUCAUGGGGAUUGGGCAAAGACCGUCUUGUAAAAUUCGACAUCUUUGUAAAUGAGCUCAAAUCAAAGUUUUGUGUCGUAGACUGGGGUCAAUGUAAUGAGGCUAAUACAAACCAAGAAACAGAGAAAGCAAAGAUUGAACUCAUGUCCCUUUGUGCCGGACCUCAGCUCAGGGACAUCAUAAACUCACUGAUCAGUGACAAACCUAUCCUGUUUGAGGAAAUGAUAAAACUAAUUAGGAACAAAUUAAUGAAAGACACGCCACCAUUAUUACUGCUUGCCACCCUGUUGUCAGAGUCACAGGGCUAUGCUGAAUCAUUUGAAGAUUAUCACAACCGUGUUCAAGUGUCGGCUAACAAAAUUGACUGGGAUUCAUUCACUCCUGAAAACAUAAAGAAGGCUCUUAUUGCCACCACGUUUGCAAGCCGAUCCCUUAACCCAUUUGUAAAGGGGCAUUGUCUGGCAGUACGAGAUAUGAGCUCUAUAAACUUGCAGGAUAUAUUAAACACAGCACAUGAAUAUGAGGAGAAGAAUCCUGCUCCAGCUUCUUUUCCGCAGGUGGGGAACUCUGGCUCACUAUUUGGCAGUGCUCCAAGUGGAGCACAAGGUGGGUUGUUUGGUGCAGCGCCCACUGGUAAUGGAGGUGGUAUGUUUGGUGCAGCACCCACUGGUAAUGGAGGUGGUGGUAUGUUUGGUGCAGCACCCACUGGAAAUGGGGGUGAUAUGUUCGGUGCAGCGGCCACUGGUAAUGGGGGUGGGUUGUUUGGUGCAGCGCCCACUAAAAAGGUGUUGUUUAAAGAAGGUAAGGAGCCAAAACUUAGAACUGCUAAGUCUGUUAAAUGUACACAUAAUUACAGAUAUGAUAAGGAUGGUAAUCUUGACCCAAGUUCAAGUAAUACUGGCUCUUUUCGAGGCUCUUUGUUUGAUGGUUCAGCACCUAAACCCCAUGGAGGCACUUCCCUUUUUGGGUCCAGCCCAGUGAUGUGCCAGGUUGGACCCCACCCAGGUGGGAAUGAUGCUCCUAGCAGGAACAGUGCUCAUAGUGGGAAUGGUGCUUCUGGCGGGAACAGUGCUUCUGGCGGAGGGUUUGGAAUACCACUCACACCAUUCAAUAGUGGUAUGUUUCAAGGGGGCUUUAAUAACAAUAUCUUCAUGUCUGAUGGAAAUGGUGCAAAAGAAGAAGAAGCAGCGGUCAGUCAGCCUAGUACAGAGGGUGAGAGGCAGAGUUCUGAUGCAGGUCCUUCUGACAAGGCGCCCUAGAAAUCCUCAGCUUUGACAAAAGACACUUUUUUUGAGAAAUAUAUAACAUAUACCUUUAUUCAAAUCAAAAAUAGAACAUAAUUGAACAUCUUAAAGAUCUGAUUUAAAGUAGCCUAUAUAAAAAAUAAUAUGGAUACAUUUAAUAGUAAAACAUUUUAUUCCAUUCUGCUCUAUCAGAGGUUAAAAUUAUUAAACUGUAAAAAUCGUUUGUAUUUACUCUUUUUUGAAAAAAAGACAAUUUUAUUAUUUAUCACCGAUCACUCAAUUAAUAUAAUAUCCAAAUAAUUUGUUCUCUACCAUUGAAGAAGAAAAAAAGAUUGUAGGGGACAAGUAAUCGGGUUUGGGUACCGACAUCCAGAAAGACGGCGGAUAAUCUGCAAGGAAGUUUUGGAUCUUGGAGAAAAUAUGGUGCCAAAGAGGAAAUUUUUAGAAGACCUGACUUUUCAAAGCAUAAGAAAGUUUUUAGGGGAAACAUUGAUCUGAUAAUUCUUGUUUUUAAAAAUUAAUUUUAAAAUUUUAAUUUAUUAAGGGUACUUGCCACAGCUACUGAGUAUUGGUGUCCUGGUGUGUCAUUAUUUAUCGAAUUUAUCCAUUUUAUGAUUUGUAUAUGUAGAUAUGUAGAUUUGUAGGCUGAAAACAAUAUUGGGAUUGGCAUCCCUACUUAUCGUUUAGAUGUUUUAACAUUUCUGAUCCUGAGAUAUUAUUUCACUCGCUAAUUCUUCAAUGUUAGGUUUUACUAUUACUGUAGUAGCAGUGUGUAGUUGAGUUUUGUUUACGAAGUUGUGUUCUUUAAAUUUUAAAUUGUGUACUGUUUGUUUUAGAAAUAUUUGAUUUACAUUUU